This is a messenger RNA of Gryllus bimaculatus (two-spotted cricket), 4440 nucleotides long. The record is from the annotation of a GenBank genome assembly. NCBI's taxonomy places the organism in Eukaryota, Metazoa, Arthropoda, Insecta, Orthoptera, Gryllidae.
AUGGGAUCUUCUCUUGGGCGAGAAAUCAACUUCCACUUUGAUGAUAAUCCAUACUUUCAAAAUGAUAUUUUGACAAAGGAAUUCCAUUUGGGCUCAUCUGGUUCCUCAUUUUUAAAUGUCUCAUUUUCAGGUGAUCCAGCCUCUCAGAGUACACCUAUACGAUGGAAGGAAGGGAAUGAUAUAACAAAAAAAGCUAAGGAUAAGAAUAUGGGUAAAGGCAGAAAGAGGGUGAUUGAACAAAAAUCAUUUUUCAAUUGGUUUACUGAUCAUGGUGAUCCAUCUGCUGAUGAUAUUGCAGAGGUGAUUAAAGAUGACAUGUGGCCCAAUCCUCUACAGUACUAUCUGGUGCCUGAUUUUGAGGUAGAAAAUGGUGUUGAAGGAGAAGAUGAAGCAACUGAUGAAGAAGAAGCAGACGAUUCUGUUGUGGUGGUGGAAGAAGAAGUUGAGGAAGAGGAGGAUGUUGAAGGAGAAGAUGGUGAUGAUGAAGUACUCGUUGAAGAAGAUGAUGAGGAGGAGGGAGAGGAUGUUGGGGAAGAGGGAGAUGAUGGUAAGGAAAUAGUGAAGAAGGUGAAGAAGGAGGUGAUGAAUGAACAGUAUCCUGAAAUAAUGUGAAAGACUUAAGGACAGGUGUAUUUCAGUGACGUAUUCAUGUGAAUCCAAUGAGAAGAAACAAAACAUCAGUGGUAUCCCUACUCCCUUGUGCCCCCUAAUUGACUCCUUCGGUUUCUUCGGCAGAAGUCAAGACUUCAUGGCAUAGGCUCUGGUGAGAAUUUGGCUGGAUUGUGCACUGCCAUGUCAUCUGUUUGUUACAGCCUCUAUUUAAAGUUGAUGGCAGUUUCUCGUGUUUUAUGUCUGUACAAUGUUAUAUCUAUGGAUAUCAUUUUCAAAGUAUUCAUGUUUCAUUCACUCUGUCAUACCAGAGUGUUAAAAGGCGCAAGUAAGUCAGGUUUUCCCAGUUUUAUUUUUCCUUUUUAGGUUUCUUUGUACAAGAUUGUACAGAAACUACUGAAUUGUAUUAUACCAAAUUGCUGGCUUUCUUCUUUGUUUUGUUUUGUUUUUUGAUUUUUUUAUUAUUAUUAUUAUUUUUCAUUUUUUUUUUGUGAAACAUUUUGUUUAUGCGUAAUUUACAAUACACUAUUUCCAGUUAAUAGUGUUUGUUAAAUAUUGUGAAGAUGUGAAAUAAGAAUGGCUUUGUUACUAAAGAGCUGCAAAGUUACCUGCAUGCUACCUAUUUUUAAUAAAAUGGACAGAGCCUUUCAUAUUUCAUUCCUUCCUUAAGAAUAAAUUGGCAAAAAGCAUUGCAUGAAAUGUAUAUAUACAAUUUUUAAACAUUGUGAAUAUUUUUUUAAAUAUCUUAAUUUUGAAUGUGAAUCAGUGUUUGGCAUUGCAAAUUACCAUUUUCCUCAUACCCUGGCAUUAAUACUGUUAAUUAGAAAGCUUCUAGUAAACAAUGUAUGUUUCUGUUCGAGUGAUUGUGUAAAGUUUUUUAUUCUUCAUAUAGACUAAGUUGAUUUACUUUGUGUCAAAAUAAAGUAUAUCUCAGUCUGUCUCUCUUUCUCUCUCUCUCAUAUGUAGCAUCGCUUCUUUCCUCUUAGGAUGAAUAUUCAACAUUCUAGUGUGCGUUUCUCUCUCUCUCUCUCUUCUUUUUUUUUUUUUUUUUUUCUUUUUCUUUUUCUUUUUCUUUUCCCCUACCGUCAAGUGGGCUGUUGCUGGGAGAUGCCAGUCAUAGGAAUUUUAUGAGUACAUUUACUAGUUGUUUGUAAAUUUGCAAGUAGUAGGUGAAUGUCCAUGGUGAUUUUUUAAUUCAUAGUUGUCAUUACUACUUUGUAUGCAACUUCAAAGUUAUAACAUUACUAGUACCAAAUUUCUUUGUGGAGCUUGAAGUCUUGAAUAAACACAUUGACAUGAAGACUGACUGAUUGUAUUUCUGGUAGCACAAGUUAAUUGCUUUCCAAAGGUGUCCAAUUUCUGAAGAUAAUAGUAGCCUAUUUUCGUGCAGCUUCAUGGAGAAACUGGGAAUGUGAUGUUGCAAUGGAAUCCAUACAUAUUUUGAAAAUUAGUUUUAAAAAUUAUUUAUCUCCCUCCCUUUUUUCUAUUUGACUUGUAUAUCAAAAAAUUUCGCUUUGAUUGUAUAAUUAGUUUUCAUGAAAGGUUUCUUUCCAUUCCAAAAGGUCAUUUUCAUGGUUAUAAUUUCAAUGUAUCUGAAGUGAGUGAGAGGCAGUCUUGAGAAUUGAGAGGGGGGGUGGGGGGAAGGAAGGGGUUAGCGCACAGCAACAUUUAACUAAUUCAGAAGUGAAGUCAUAUUCCCCGGUUUUCAUUAUUAUAUCUUUCUCUAAUUUUCUGAAGUUAAAGGUUGUGCGUAGGUGUUCCUUUUCCCCAAAACACUCUUACUGUAACAUUUAUGGAUAAAUAUGGAAUGAACAUGCAAAAUAAGUUUUCUCAAUCACCAAUUUAAGAUACUUUAUUGCAAUUUUUUAGUUCAACAUCCCUGUUUUUGGCCCAUUUUCCCUUCACACAUUUCCUACUAUUGUUUAGAGCAGUCAAAUUUAUUGGAUUUACAAUAGGAAAUCCAAUACCUGGUGUUGCAAAUGUUUAUAAAGUGAUAAUGUCACCCUUGGGUGUUCUUAUGUAAUGUUGAUAUGUUUGAAAAUUGAAAAAGUAUUGUUUUAAUAAAUGUACAGUAAUGAAUGAAGUUUGGGUUAAAAUUUUCUUCAACCAGUAUGGCAUGGUAUGGAUGAGAAACAAAAAGGGGCAACAUGGCUGCCACUAAUCUUCAUAGAAAUGUUAAUUGGACACAAAAAGUUCGUUAGGUACAGCAAUUGUAAGUUGAAGUUCAGGCUACAAAUAAUGUUUUCUUAAGAUCUUGGAUAUUGGGAAGAAAUGUGGAGAGAAAUUUUAGUUUUGUGCUUUAAGAUCAAAUCAAUUUACAGAUUUUAUAUUUUUAUAUGAACUUGUGCAUUUGAUGUACCUAAAAUUAAUUUUAUUUCAAAUUUAAUUGGCUAUUUAAAAUGUUGAUCUUGUUAUUGAAACAGUUCAUUGAGAUUUGGAGGUACUGUGAAAGUCUGUUUUCAAAUAUGGCAUAAAUUAGAAUUUGGAUUUUUGGUAGUGGUUUCAGUUCGGAAAUAUUUGAUGUUGUUGAGCAGUUGCAGUACAGGUUUCUAUGAAAUAGAAUAAUGUUUUUCUUAUGAUUUAAUUAAAAGUAUUAGUUUUUAUAUUGAGACAAUUUUUUUUAUUUACAAGUGAAUUUAUUUUAGUGGUGUGCUUUUUCCCCCUUUCAUUUUCUUUUUUCCUUCCUUUUUUUUUUCUUCCAAUAGUUGAUUGCAAUACUGCAUGGGGAAUCUUGUUUAAAUGAGGAGCCCUGAGUAAUUGCUUUCUAAAAAUUGCAAUAUACACCUCUAUGAACAUAAGAAAGUAAUUGUUUACAAAUUAGUAAGGAUGAUAUUGCACCAGUUACUUACUCCUGGGCUCACCUUCCGCAUAGUAUUUGUAUUUAGAAUUUUUAUAUUUAGCAAUGAAAGUGAAACCACUUUUAUUCAGCUGCUCAGUUCUGCAAUACAUUACUUCAAAUGUCAAGUAGAAUGAUCAAUUACUUCCUUUCGUUGAUACGGGUGUAGUGCCAAAUUUUAAGGUGCUUACAAAAUGAAUAAGCUUCGUUCUGUAAUCUCUGAUUUGGUGAUCAAUAUUAAAGAAAAAAUGGGCCAAUGAGAGACUUGGUAGAAUAUUUUCUAAAUGAUCCCUUUAAAAAUGUAAUAAUAACAAAUGUUUCCUCUAAGCUUUGUCGUAUUGGGAGACCAAAUUGUAUUUACAUAUUGUGUUACAAAAAGUAUGAAUGAGUGGAAUUUCAAGAGUAAAAUGCCAUUUAACAGUCUAUUGCUUUGGUACCUGCUGUUCAGUGUCUGUGUUUGCAUGGAUGUAUUCUAAACCUGUGUUAACUUCCAUGUGUUUCAGGAGAAUAAAUGUUUCUUAUUUUUCAUUCUUGGUGUGAAUGUCUAGUUUAGAAUUCAAAAUUUUCUGUCAUGUGUCUGCCUUCUCAUUAUUGAUGUUGAGUGUUAGAUUUUGGUCAAUAGUAUUGUGUAGAUUUAUGAGAGAUAGUCCAUGUUUGUCCUUGUAACAUAUUUUGCCUUCAUUUUUGCCAUGUAUUUGAAAACUGUACCUAGUUUUGGACCCCCCAAAAAUUCAACACCUAUAUUGAUGUGAUUUUUAAGUUAGCUAAUAAUUUAUUUACUUUAUAUGGGUUACAAAACUUUGUGAACUGAAGUUUGAAUGCCUAAGGAAAUGUUAAAAUGCAAUUUUCUUUAGAUAUUAAGGGCAACUUUGUUUCCUUGGGCAUUAUGAUAACAGUUCAUUUGAUAUAAAAUGAGAAUGAUGUGCAUUAAGAACUAAGUUAUUUUCGAAGGAAACUUCAUUAAAGUAUGUGAACUGACUUCCAAAGUUCUGAAC